Messenger RNA from Oncorhynchus keta (chum salmon), 1089 nucleotides. RefSeq lists its product as uncharacterized. Bases 70 to 702 code for a protein of 210 amino acids. The transcript is spliced from 2 exons. The record is from RefSeq and is a predicted model, not a curated record. NCBI's taxonomy places the organism in Eukaryota, Metazoa, Chordata, Actinopteri, Salmoniformes, Salmonidae.
GUGGAAAGUGUUCCACAGGGAUGCUGGCCCCAUGUGGACUCUACAAGGUGUGGAAAGUGUUCCACAGGGAUGCUGGCCAUAUGUGGACUCUACAAGGUGUGGAAAGUGUUCCACAGGGGUGCUGGCCCCAUGUGGACUCUACAAGGUGUGGAAAGCGUUCCACAGGGAUGCUGGCCCCAUGUGGACUCUACAAGGUGUGGAAAGUGUUCCACAGGGAUGCUGGCCCCAUGUGGACUCUACAAGGUGUGGAAAGUGUUCCACAGGGAUGCUGGCCCCAUGUGGACUCUACAAGGUGUGGAAAGUGUUCCACAGGGAUGCUGGCCCCAUGUGGACUCUACAAGGUGUGGAAAGCGUUCCACAGGGAUGCUGGCCCCAUGUGGACUCUACAAGGUGUGGAAAGCGUUCCACAGGGAUGCUGGCCCCAUGUGGACUCUACAAGGUGUGGAAAGCGUUCCACAGGGAUGCUGGCCCCAUGUGGACUCUACAAGGUGUGGAAAGCGUUCCACAGGGAUGCUGGCCCCAUGUAGGACUCUACAAGGUGUGGAAAGCGUUCCACAGGGAUGCUGGCCCCAUGUGGACUCUACAAGGUGUGGAAAGUGUUCCACAGGGAUGCUGGCCCCAUGUGGACUCUACAAGGUGUGGAAAGCGUUCCAAUGUUUCCCACAGUUGUGUCAGGUUGUCUGGAUGUCCUUUGGGUGGUGAACCAUUCUUGAUACACACAGGGAAACUGUUGAGUGUGAAAAACCCGGCAGCGUUGCAGUUCUUGACACAAACCGGUGCACCUUCUACCAUACCCUGUCUAAAGGCUCUUCAAUAUUUGGUCUUGCCCGUUCACCCUGUGAACGACACACAAUCCAUGUCUCAAUUAUAAAUCCUUCUUCAACCCGUGUCCUCCCUUUCAUUCUACACUGCUUUGAAGUGGAUUUAACAAGUGACCUCCAAAAGGGAUCGUAGCUUUCACCUGGGUUUCACCUGGUCAGUCUACGUCACGGGAAAAGAGCAGGUGUUCUUAAUGUUUUGUAAACUCGGUGUAUGUAAUAGUUUAUUUUUUAGAUGUUAUUUCUCAUUGCUUUUUAACGUCCUGUAUUC